UUGUUAUUGGGGGGGGGGGGUCUUGGAUUUUUUUUCUUCCUUUUUUUAUCUUUCUUUUUUUUUGUAUCAGAAUAUUAAAAAAAUGUGAUUGAUAAAAUAUUUUGCUAUCAGGAUUUUUUUUAUGUCAGAAAAUGCCUCAAAAACACUAACAGUACUUACUACUUAGACUCACAGUCUACUGAAAUAGACAUACAGCCCAGUUAAAAAUGAGAAGGGGGGCGUCCAACGUUCUUAACCAAUAGUCAUGAAAGCGGUUCCAAUUACGGCGUAAGACCAAAGUUACUAACAAUCUUGGAAACGAACAUUCUACAUUUAUGCAUCACCCAAUAAUAUGUAAAAUACCAAAUAUCAUCGAAAUACGAAUUUAUCAGAGUACGACUUGAUAUGAUAAACCAAACGAUAUAUAUUACUUCCGGUUGUAUCGCACAUUUCAAAGUUUUUUUCAUACCAUAGAUUUUGCCGUGGAAAAGAGAGCAACAGUUCUGCAGCUAAUGCAGUCAAUGAAGUAAAAGCUUAAAGCCUAGAAAUGCCUAGAGAUUUUUCAUGGUAAGGAAGUGAUGGCAGAUAUACUGAAGCCGUUGACAGAUCCUGUAAUGAAUGCAGGCAGCCCUGUCCAUCGUGAAGACAAUGUGUGCUCUUUUGACUCUGUACCAGAGAUUCAGGACAAGUUAGCAGACAGCGAUGAGGACACAAGAUCUAACUCCGAUCAUGCUGAUGACAUCAGCAGUCUUACAGAGGACACCCCAACAGCCCCUGGUAAAGACGAGACUGAUGGAGAUGUUAACAAUAUUGAACAGGACGCUGCCAUCAAUGAAAAUUCAGAAAAUGAUCCAUGUGUGAAAGAUACAAAAGACAUGUCUGUACAAGCUGAGGACAAAAGUUCUGAUUUGGACGAGUCUGUGAAUGAAAAGGUGGAAGGUGAUGAGGAGGUCGCGGAGACUGAAAUGCAGACGGAAGAAGAGGAGGAGGAGGAGGGGAUUGAAAUCAACGAGAGCGACAUCGUGAAGGCAACUGAUGUCUUUGGAAAGGGAAAACGUCAGCAUGUGAAAAAAGUGGAUGGAGAAUUCACGGAAGAUUUUGAAAUUAAAGACUCUACCCCACAGCAUAGAUACAUGAAUAGAAAGGCUGGUCUGGUCUCUGAAGAACAAAGAGAACUCCUACUGAAACCAUUCAAAGAAGGAUGGAGAAGGGAAGUUGUAUUUCGAAGUACAUACACCCCUGUCACGAACAAAGGGGCCACGAAGUCAGUUCCUGCCGAUGUUUAUUAUCACCCCCCAGAGGGAAAGAAACUGAGAUCAAUGGUAGACAUUACGAAAUACUUGGUUAUGACAGAUUCAGAGUUGCAGAUAGAAAACUUUUCAUUUAUACGCAAACCAAUCUUAGAACCUCCUUUUGAGGUUGUCCGAUCCUCAGGAACAGUAGGUCGUGGCAGUUUUGGGUCACCAAAAACACCAAAAUUGAGCAAGGAAUCAAAACCGCAAGUUGUUAUUGAACGAGAUGGAGAGGAAAAGGUGCUAUCAGAAGGGGGACAACUCGGUAUUAGUCAGGUUGGAUUUGUGAAAAGAAAGAGAGGACGGCCCCCAAGCAGUAUUAACCGAAACUUUAUGCCACGGACUGGAAUAGCACGGAAAAGGGGUAGGCCCCCCAGUACUACCAAGUCCAUAAAAAUCAUCAAAUUAUCUAAUGAUAAUGCUGGGAUACCUAAAGUGGAAUCACCUGAGUCUUCCUCUCCAGAUGCACCAUCCCCCAAACGAUCAAAGCCCACAGCAAGGAAAAGCACAACACAGGGUGUACCCAAGCCAUUCAAGGCAGCUAAACCUGUUGUGAGCCCUGAGAUUUUAGAAGAGCUGUGUAACUUACACUGUCCUGGGAGGAACAUGGUACCCCCUUCAUUGCAGUGCAUUGUCUGUUUGUGUCUGUUCCAUCCAGAGUGUGUCAACACCGACCAAGACAUCGAGGAUUUUGUUUGUCUGAGAUGUGUGACCGGAUCGUCCUCUGUAAAGCAACAGAAGCCACAAAAAAUGAUGAAGCUGUACCCAUUCUCAAUGUUGAACACUAACGGGAAGUCCAUCUCGGCGACAGUGGUCACUCCACCAACGGCUCGAGUGGUCAAUUCUGUCAGUGUUCCUUCAGUAGUAGCUCCACCAAUCACUGCCUCCACCAGUGUGGUGACCACAUCCACCGUCGCCGUGAAGCAGGAACCCAUGGAUUUAGAGGAAUACACCCAGGACAAGGGAAAGAACGACGUAAGUCCGACAACUUUAGGAUCCCUGAAGUCUGUUCUGGAUAAGAGAAGUGUUGGUGUGUCAUCUUCUGCCAUGCCAGUGUUACUGAACACUUUCAGUGGGUCCCAGGCAAGCUUAGCCUUCAAUGGACAUAGUCCACAAAUAAGUAUGACGGCCAGUAAUAGAUUGGUGUCCCCUAACUCCCCAGCAUUCACAGCAAUUCCAAAUUUGCCAAUCUUUAAUCCAUUACACGCACCAAGUCUACUAGGUCAUCUUCGUGCACCUUCAAAUGCAGUCCCCCAGCCUAGGGCAGCUUUCUCAUGUACAACAUUAAAUUAUUCCUAUCCAAAUGCAUCAGCAGUUUCACAGCCCCCUCCUAAACUCACUGCUGCUCCCACGCCUAAAUCCAGCCCAGACACCAAUGGCAUUGAAAUCACUCAGACAACGAAAAAUGGCCAGUUACUAACAUUACCUAGUGCAGUGGCAAAAAGACUGAAUCUCAAGCAGCCAUUGGCACUGAAGAUUAACAAUAUGCAAAUAACCGUGCCCCCGUCCUGCCUGUUAGUAACGGCAGAUGGUCUGAAAGUGUUCUUGCCCCCCAAAACAUUUCCUGUUCAACUUGGGGAGACAGCAAAACUAUGUGUUACAGUGACAAAUGACAAGUCUUCAUCCCCGAAAACCAAGAUCAGUGUAAAUAUUGGUGAUGGUAGCGCCAGCCUGAAGGAACAGAAUGAGACUCCAGAUUCCAAGAGCAGUCGUUCAGCGAGACAUUCAAAGUCUGGAAUCAACCCAGGGAGCUGUCACAUCAAAAUGUUGUAUGGAGGGUUCGACUGUAUGCUGUGUAUAUUUCAGUAUCUCAAUAUGCAUGAUCUGGCACGAGUGAGUUUGGUUUGUCGGACAUGGAGGGCCUUGGCACGAAAUCCAAUGCUUUGGCAUGAAGUCAAACUUAGAAAUGUGAAGGUGGUGGAUUGGACAAAGGCUGUCAAGUUUCUUCUCUACAGAGCAGUUCAUUCUCUGAAUUUACGAGGUAUGGAGCACUUUGAGAAUCGCAAUCACACUUGGCACCAGUUUUUGUCGAUGGUACCCAGGUUAACCUGCAUUCAGGAUAUCCACUUUGGCCUGGUUCCCGGCUCUGUUCUGCAACAUGUUUGUGAGAAGAUGCCUCAUCUUGAGGUGAUCACGGCGGAGUGGAUCAGUGAUCAUGAUGAUGAACAGAAAUGGGAUCAUGUAACUAAACUGAAUAUUGGAAAAUUUAGCUCAGUGCAGAAUCUGAAAGAAUUAAAGCUUCGAGGAGUUGCUGGACUAGCGCUGCCAUCAUUUACCCUGAGUGGAGGACUAGAUGAACUGUCAUCUCUUAAGCAACUUAAAAAGCUGUCUCUGACUACCCUUGCCAAUGUUGAGGAAUCUGAAUUCACUUUCCUAAAGAAGAUGGAACAACUAGAAUGUCUGGAGAUGGGAGAUUGUAUACGAUGGACGUCCAAGACUUAUUCCUUGUUGUCCAAUCUGAAGAAUUUGAGAGUUUUGUGUCUGGAAAAUGGUGGAAACAUACAAAGCGAUGAAGGGCUUGGCCAAGCUCUCAGUCAGAUCAAAAGUCUGCAGAGGUUGGAACUGACGAUGUUUGUGUUGCCAGAGACGGUUAUUGGACUGGAUCACAUCAAGACCUUAGUGGUUUGGCCGAAUACUCAAGAAAGCACAGUCAUACCAGCAAAGGUAAAUUCUAACAUGAUGAAGAUGGUUUCCAAGCUCCAGCACCUGGAGCAGUUAGAAUGGGGGAUUGUGAACAAUACCAGUACUUCCAUUAUACUGGACAAUGAAGCCUCGAAUACAGAGUGGAUACCAUUCCUUCCAAACGCAGAAGAGAACAGUCCUGGUAGCGAAACGACAGUGGAGUACAUUUCUGUCGUACAGUUCACGUCAAAUCUCACUAAAGCGCUCCCCAUUACCAAGAUUAAAGUGUACAAUUCUAAAGUAACGCAGUACGGCGACAGAGGAUCAUAGACAAGUUCUUAUAGCGAUAUACAGUUUUAAAAUUGCUACAAUUUUUAGUUGUACAUGAAACAGUGUUAACAUUAUAUACUGUACAGAAACUCGGAUAAGAGGACGUUCCGAGAUAGGAGGAUAUUUUUCAAACGAGGAGAACAUGUGUACAUAUCGUCUUUCUGUUGAGCAAGAAUAUUGGACAAAACAUUCAUUGAAUGUAGAAUUCCUGGAGGUGCUAAAGCUGUGCAACAUCCAAUCCAAGAGAUUUGUCCAUUUGUGUCCUUGUGAGUUUAUUUUACCUUUAGCCUCUAGGGCUAAAAUUAUAGGACAAAGGAUAUAGAGAAAAUCACGUUUACAUUUACAUGUAACAGUAUGCUUGUUUAAAGUAGUGUUACUUUGGAGUUACGAUUGCAGUUUUCAAUUUAAUUUGAAAAAUUAAAUUUAGAUGCAUUUGCAGUGAAAUGAAGGAAAGUCGAAUUCAUUGUGAACUAACUUUAUGUAGUAUGAGAUUAAGGCCAAUUCAACUUAAUUGAUAGAUUAUAAUCCCUGCCCGCCCCGAAUUUUUUUAUUUUAUGAAACUUGCGAUUUCCGGAAUAUUUUCAUGUCCGAUUCUGGUAUUUACACUUCUUGUUUACAUUUCCGGUAUAGGAACGUGAAAAGUCAUGUGAAGAAAAUAGAUUUAUAUGGUUUUCUUAAUUUUUCGCGUUUUUACAGACAUAAAUCUUGAAGAAGUUGGGUAUAUUUCUGUUAUAUCCUUAAAUUAAAGCUUAACCUGGAAUUAGUGUAUGAAAAUUGCAUAGAUUGAUAUCCAUCUGCCAUUAAAUUAUGCGGAGCUGUUGGGGGAAAAAAACCUUGUUUGUCUUUAAAUAUUUUUCUCUGAAAAUAAAAAUUAAAAAAUAUAAUCCUCCCACCCGCCCCAUACUUUUUGCUGACCCUGGGUGAUAAUCUACUAAUUAAGUUGAAUUGGCCUAAUAUCGACUUUUUUAUUGCAGCAAAAAUAAUUUACACAUUGUAUAGUGUAAAAUGUGACAAACCAUAUUGUAAAUUUUCUUCUUCUUUUUUAAAGAUUUAAAAUGGCAGAAUGUGAAAAGUUACUGAACAAACAAUCUGGAACAAAAACCAAACACUUUUCAUUCGGAAUUUCUUGUCCAUGCUGGGUACAGUCCACUUAAUAUGUAUCUUUCAUAUUGCUAUGGUAUCUGCAUGCAUUAUGGUUAUAGAUGUUUUCUCUCUCUUUUUUUUUUUUUUAAAUAAAUAUAUCAACAUUGUCA
This is a messenger RNA of Ostrea edulis (European flat oyster), 5476 nucleotides long. RefSeq lists its product as uncharacterized. The transcript has 18 exons. Lineage: Eukaryota; Metazoa; Mollusca; Bivalvia; Ostreida; Ostreidae. Bases 558 to 4223 code for a protein of 1221 amino acids. Gene Ontology annotation, molecular function: DNA binding; protein binding. The record is from RefSeq and is a predicted model, not a curated record.